AUGACAAGUGUUUAUCCAAUGGAAGUAAAAUCAAUUCCUCCUCCUACCUAUGAACAAGCAACUUAUGGUUCACAAAUUCCAUCGAUACCAACUACAUAUAGUAUAUAUUCAGCAUCCGCUACAGGUUUUCUACAACCAUCAGCACCUAUUGGUAUGUAUCCAACAUCUGUUAUGGGUUUACCACCACAAGCACCACCUAUUGGUACUAGUAUGCUCAUAGCAACACAAUCACUAAUGUUUGGUGAUAUGCCUGUACAAUGUACUUGUCCUCAUUGUUAUCAAAUCAUUGUUACACGUGUAGAAAAAAGAGAAGGUUUACUACCAUGGUUAAUUUGUGGUGGAAUUCUUUUAAUGGGUGGUUGGUUAGGUUGUUGUCUUAUUCCAUUUUGUAUUGAUAGUCUCAAAGAUACUGAACAUUAUUGUCCACAUUGCGCAGCUUUACUUGGUUCACAACGAAGACUUUAG
Molecule: messenger RNA, 465 nt
Organism: Rotaria sordida
Lineage: Eukaryota; Metazoa; Rotifera; Eurotatoria; Philodinida; Philodinidae
Source: the annotation of a GenBank genome assembly